This is a messenger RNA of Linnemannia hyalina, 1218 nucleotides long. NCBI's taxonomy places the organism in Eukaryota, Fungi, Mortierellomycota, Mortierellomycetes, Mortierellales, Mortierellaceae. The record is from the annotation of a GenBank genome assembly.
AUGGAAGAACACAGGGCAAAGCCACUCGCCCCCUUUUGCGCAAUUUGCCACCAUUCUCUUAAGUUUGUUUGGUUCAGGGCAAAGAGCAUCUUUAACUUCUACUUCCCCAUCGGACUUGACACAGACAUGGGCGUAGCCUCAGGAUCAUCAGCACCGGCGCCAGCAUCGGCUGCGGCUUCAUUGUCGUCGUCUCGCAGACAGGCCCGAGAUGCAGGCUCAAGCAGAAGCAACAGGAACAACAGCACAAUCAACUAUGCCAAUGCCGACAUAGCCGCGGAAACAGAGGCCAGCUCCUCACAAUUACCAACAGAGACACAACCCAAACCCCUCGAGUUUCCUCGGACUUUGGCACAUAGCCUCAGACCUGCAAUUGCGACCUUUACGCCUCACAACGACUCACUGGCCAAGGGACUCCAGUACGUCACCGAGGCAACGGUCGAGUACGAGGAGUUUCAUGGUAGUCAAAACUCCAAGACUGCAGGAGCCAAGGAACCGACGGGCGCUACCAAGAGACCACCGACAUCCCGAGCCAAGGCUGUGCAAGCAGCGUAUGCUGACCAGAUGGCGUUCAGUGCUGAUCCCAGAAUUCAUACGAUGGAGGACGCAUUGUUGUCGGUUAAGGAGUUUCAGCAUCAGAUGGAGGCCGAGAAGCAGGCUUUGGAGCGGUUGACAAGUAUUAUCGCUGCAGGAGCAGCCCUACCGGUGGCGAGCAGUCUCGAGGAGUCGUAUGCACAUAUCCUACAGGGAGAAAUCAAACAUAUCCAGGCUCGACGGAAACAAGAGGCGAUUGCGACGGUGGGGAUGAAUCCGGAUUUGCAGGAAUUCCGGGCCAAGGUCUGGGAGGUUCACCACAACACGAGCGCGGUUCCUACAUCUGGCUUUGGGAACGGAGGUGAAGAUGAGGAUGAUGAAGAUAUGGAGAUUAUGGUGACGGGAGAUGGAAACAACCUGCAGAGUCUGAAGUGUCCGUUGACGACACAGUUCUUGGAGGAUCCUGUGACGAGUGCGGUGUGCAAGCACAGUUUCUCGAGCGCCGCUAUUCGUGCCUUAAUCAGGUCCCGUCCCCGCUCCGUCUGUCCCGUGCAUGGAUGCAAUCGUCCUAUUGCGUUGGAGAAUCUGCAGCCCAACAAGGCGUUAGCAAGAAAGGUUGCGCGACAGAUCAUGAUCCAGGACGAGAUAUCCCAGCGUCCCGAGGAAGAGUACGCUACCGUCGACUGA